AUUUGUGCAUACGGAUAUCUAAGGGAGAGGAUAGGCUGCUUGUAAACAGAGGUUAAAUACAUUUUCCUCGCCAUAUGGAAACCUUCACAAUGACCUGUGACACUCUUAUAAAUAAGGAAAUAUAAUUAAAAGCCGACAGGGGACAGCCAGGAAAGUUCUAGUAAACAACUACAGCUUAUCGGCGAGCGUUCAGGGGUAAUCGAGGUGGGUCUGGAUGUUUUUCGACCAGCCCCCUCGCCCUAUUCCCUCCCCCGGCGCUACUCACCCCAAUCCCCAAACAUUGUUGGAAGUUGGAGAGAGUCCAUUUCAGAGGCAGGAUUACAGUUUAGUUCAGCUGUCCGUGUGCUUCAUAGGCGUGCGCACUCCCUGGAUCUCAAAACCAUAGGCUACAUGUAUUUCUCAUCUAAAUGGUAGUCACUGGGAAUAUAUACGAGGAAUACUGAACCGGAAUUUUACCGGAUUGUGUGGAAAUCUUUUCUUGUAGCCGACUAUACUUUCCAACCUCAAUCUGAGACGUCGUGCUGUUUCAGUUUUGAAAGAGGCACAUUAAUCAGGGAGGAUGUAUCUUCCAGCGGUGUUGAUGCUCUGCGUACAUUUGGCCCCAGCUUUGGCGUCCACUAUUGAUGACAUGAAAGAUGCAGACAGUCCGUUUCACUAUGAUUACCAGUCGCUUCGAAUCGGAGGCCUGAUCUUCGCCGUGGUGCUGUUCAUCAUGGGCAUCCUGCUCGUGAUCAGCCGAAAAUGUCGCUGCAAAUUAAAUCAGAAACGGGCUGGGCCAGCUGAGGCAGAGGCAGCAGCCAUUAACUGUGAGAAGUAAAUAUAAGAGAUGGGUGUCUGACCGUGCCACUAGAGAGCAAUCUGAGACCGAAACCCGAAGAGGACUUCCCUAACUUAAAUGAUCCCUUUGAGCGGAGGAAGCUUCUGUAAAUUCCUUCCUGGUCUCUCUCUCUCUCUCUCUCUCUCUCUCUCUCUCUCUCUCUCUCUCUCUCUCUCUCUCUCUCUCUCUCUCUCUCUCUCUCUCUCUCUCUCUCUCUCUCUCUUCUGUUUUUCCCGUUUCCCUCCUUUUUCUAUACAAUUCACUGUUUUGAAAUGGUUUUGAGAAGGAUGUUAAUUGAAUGUGUUUGUCUUAUGUAAACAGCCGUUUGAUGUUCCGACACAAUAAACUGUUUCAUUGUU
This is a messenger RNA of Conger conger (European conger), 1176 nucleotides long. Its product is annotated as FXYD domain-containing ion transport regulator 6-like. Gene Ontology annotation, biological process: regulation of sodium ion transmembrane transporter activity. The transcript is spliced from 9 exons. Gene Ontology annotation, molecular function: sodium channel regulator activity. Bases 560 to 817 code for a protein of 85 amino acids. Gene Ontology annotation, cellular component: membrane. Lineage: Eukaryota; Metazoa; Chordata; Actinopteri; Anguilliformes; Congridae. The record is from RefSeq and is a predicted model, not a curated record.